GCUCCUUCUGGCAAUCCCUUGAUUUGGAGGUCGAAGCUUGUUCCUGAAGGCGAAUUCUCGUCUGCUAUACGAGGUCAUUAUGCCUACAAAGCGACAUGGUCUCCAACUAAGACUCAAAUUCCAAGCUAUCAGUGACAUUCAACGCUUUAACCUUCCAAUCGUUCCGACAAAUAAUAGCAACACUACCACCGAUCGGCGAGCCAGGAAGUGACUAAGAUGGGGGUCUGUAAUAUCGCCACAGUAUGGACUAUAAUGAGGUCGGGGUUUUGAGAGGCCAGCGGCGCAUACCCAACAAAAAUUAACCCAAGUAACCCCUCCCUCCCUCCCCCCCCCGGGUUGGAACAAGGGUGCUUAGUCAAUAGGGGUGCUUAGUAGAAAGUCAGCGCUUAUUUUUACGCACCAUUCAUGGUGUUGUGAACAUGCAUGGAGACUUGACGUAAGCGCAGUAAAAAAGACAAGUUUAAAAUAGCAGGUAGAUUGUUUAACAGUAUCAAAAAUAACCAACAUUUAAUUUUAUCUGUCACAUUUGAAAUUCAGUAAAAUUAUGUUUACCAUAGAUUUGUUUUAAUAAUAACUUAAGAGACCGUACUGAAAGAUUACAAGAAGGGCAAUAAAUACUAGUAUUGGUGUAGCCCCCCAUGACCCUCCUAGGUCCGUCAAGUAAAAUAGAAGCCAAUGAACUACGCAACCUGUAAGACAUUACUUACCUUUAAUAAGCAUCCUUUUUUUCACUAGCUCCUUUAGAAAUAGAAGCACGUGGAGAAAAAGCACAGCUCGCUUAUCAAAGUGCUCUUAAAUAUGGAGCUGUUAACGUUUACCGUGGUCGAGUAUUGCUUAUUGGACAGGAUCGAGCAGGAAAAACAAGUUUGAAGAAGUCUCUCAUUGGUCUACCAUUUAAUUCAAAAGAAAAAAGCACUGAUGGAAUUGAAGUGGAUCCUUCAAAAUUUCAGUUGGACGUUGGUGAAGUCAGGAAUUGGCAAUCUAUUAAUGAGAGAAAACAAGGAUUGAUGGGAUGUUCGAGAGAUGUGGCACAGAUGGUGGUGGAAAAGAUGUAUGAUAUUCCAGUUAGCCGUGCCUGGGUUCAGGAAGAGGAAAGAGGUGAAGCCAUUCUUCAAAAUGAUGAUAACAAGAAUAGGAAACAGGUUGAUACUUAUGGAGAAAAGGAGGAAGUUUCUCUUGUGAACCAGGUUUGUCUUUGUUGGUUUUGAAGUGUGAUGUUUUUUCGCGAAUCCAUCCUUACUGCAAGAACGUCCUAACAGUAGUUAUUAUAAAUUGAUUAUCGCCUUCUUCAUAGGUUAGGUUAUAGUGACUUCCCUGCCCUUUGCCACGGUCUCUGUAUGGAAAAUAUGUAACAACUGCCAGAUCGUUUUCUAGCUCGUUUUCCAAUGCUGGUUAAAAAUUUAAACCAGCGCUUUUAUACUUGUAAGUUUAGUUCCGAGAGUAGAAUGAUACUACUAUCAACCAUUUAGUUAUGUUUCCAUGAUUGUACCCAUCUACACGUAAGCUGAGCCUUUGGGUUAGUAGUGCGUGUGCAAACCAAAGUGAGUUUAGCCAUAUCUUUAUUCAUACUUUUAAGUGUUAAUUAGGCCUUGAACAUAGCUCUCCCUUCUUUUGUUGUUGUUGUUAAUCACAAUUUCGUUAUUGUUUUCUUUUUUAUCCGAGGAGUAAAGCCAAGGGGCUGGCAGGACUCAAUCAAACACCAUUUUCCUAUAUGUUCUUAAACUCACUGUUCCUUAAAAAAUGCAAGAACGUAUUAACGUACGUUUUGGAUACCUCAUGGCUCCAAUAAUCGUGCCUCAAUGUUUGAGCUUAUUAAGAAUUUUCUGUCAUCAAAAACAACUUUAAAUGGGUGAAUAAUCGAAUCGGAGGGUGAAGAGGAGUAAUUAGGUGUUCAUUAUUUCAUCAUUCCAACUCGAAAAUUUUCCUUGUUCCAUUAUUCCAGAAAAAAAAGAACAAAUUAUUCCGUUGAAAACAUAUGCUUAUUCCAUUAUUCCGCGCCAAAGAAUCAGAAUCAGAAUCAACAGUUAUUAUUUUUUUUCGCACUCUGCUACAGGUUGGUGAUCCAAACGAAGACGGUGUUAGUGAACUCACAUUAACAGAACCUGAUCAUGAGUUAGUGGUUGAUACUACUUCACCUCCAGAGGAGAUCAAGGAUCGAGCUGUAAAUUUGAUAAAGUAUAUGAAAGGUGAUAAUGUUAAGCCGGAAGAAUCUGUUGUCAGUAUUGAACUUUGGGAUUUUGCUGGACAACACCUGUAUUAUGCAUCCCAUCCUGUAUUUUUAUCAUCACGUGCGCUGUAUAUCCUGGUGUGCAACCUCAGCAAGUCACUGCAUGACACAGCCAAGCCCUGUGUGAGGCAAGGGUCUCGUAAUGUUGAUUUGGAAAACCCAAAUGGAGAAACAAAUCUUGAGAACUUGUUGUCUUGGCUGUCCACAGUGCAUAGUGUCGCACAAAUGAGAAGAGAAACCUGUGAUGACGUAGAAAAAGAGGUGCCUCAUUUGCGCCCCCCAGUGAUCAUUGUAGGAACCCAUGCAGACAAACCAUUUGAAGACAUUGCAACAAUGAAAACAGAAAUCCAGAACGCAAUUGCUGGUAAGGACUAUGAAGGACAUGUGGUGCGGACUAUCUUUAGCAUUGACAACACUGCGAAGUUACUUCAAAAUAAGAUCAGAAAUGUUUUUAGGAAAGAUGAAAACAUUGAUGACAUCCGAGCUCUACGGGUCAAAAUCAUGGAAGUGCUAAGACAGGAGCCUUACAUUGGGGAGAAGAUACCUGUGAGGUAAAUAACGUUUAUACAAGAACACAAUCCAUUAACAUUAAUAAUAAUUUCAUCAGUAACUCAUUGACUCUGACGGUUUACUAAAGCGUGACCACAAACAGGGUGUUACGAAAACUAAGACCCUCGAAAACUAGGGCCUAAAACACUUAAAAGACCCGUCUUAGUUUUCGAGAUUAUACGAAAACUUAGACGCCCUAAAAUCGAAUCCGUCGAAGUAUAAAAUUAAGUUAAAACCGAAGUUGAGGUAUAAUCUGUCAAAUUAUCUUCUGUUCGAUCCUUUCCACGUAGUUUUAGGUGAAAUUCAGUCGAACCUGAAUUACAUGGUUUCCCUUAUGUUAAUCAACCAGAUACUGUUCAUUUCUUAUGACUGCUAGGAAAUUACAGUUUUUCCCCCUGAGUGACGGGCUAGAAUUCACCAGCCUCUAGGCCUUAAGCGGAUGUUUUGGCCGGGUGUUAGGAAAACUAAGACCCUCGAAAUCUGAGACCUAAGACCCCAUAUGUAUUCAUAUGAAUUUAUAUGUCUACAGAUUAGAAGAAGCGGAUCGAGUGGAUGAUAGUUUUCAGUAGUUUUACAGAAUAUAGUCUUUGAACGGUCGUAAUCCGACUUCAUAUAUAUUUUACGGAUUAGUUUUGUGGGGUCUUUCGUAUCUUUAUGAAACCUUUUUUUGAGUAUAACACUCCGAGGGAUACAAUCAGAAUGAAAUAAAAUUGAUUAAGCUAUUCUUAAAUGCUGUAAUAAAAUUUCGGUCAUUCCAAAGUAAUUCAAUCAAUCAAUGUGUUCUAUUUUCAAAACUAAGUGUUAAUUGUUCAAUUCUAUAAUCUCGGUUAAUCAGCUCAUAACUCGAUAUGACAGGGUCCUUGUUUUUUUAAUUAACGAAACUACGAAAUCUCAGACCCCUACAUCUCUCGCUAAAUUUCACCUAAACCUCCAUGGAAAGGAUCGGACAGAAUAUAAUUUCAGUAAUUUGACAGAUCAUACCUAUCUUUAGUUAUAAUUUGACUUCACACUUCGACGGAAUCAAUUUUAGGGAGUCUUCGUAAUCUCGAAAACUAAGGCGAGUAUUAGGUCUUUGGUCUCAGUUUUCCUAACACCCGGCCAAAACAUCCGCUUAAGGCCUAGAGGCCAGUUAAUUGUAGUCUCUCACUCAGGUGGAAAAAAAUAUCAUUUCCUGACAGUCAUUAGACUGUUCACAGUCCCCUAUUUUUCCGUAAGACCGUCGAGAGUUGAGGGCGGCUAUAUAAGAUAAGUGUCAAAUCUACUUAGGAGGCGGGGAACGGAGGUAUAAUCUCCGAUGCUCCCCCCCUCGGCUCGGUACAUUUGAAAAUCAAGAUGGCCGCCAUUAACGGUAAGAUGCGCUAUAUCUCGACGAUCUCACGGAAAAAUAGGGGACUGUGAGCAGUCUAGGCAGUAAUAAGAAAUGAAUUUGUGCCAUGAUUAAAAUAAGUUAACUAUGUAAUGCAGGUUUGACUGGCCUGAAGAAAUAUUCUGCCCUAGAGUGUUUGACAGAAAAAAAUUUUUUGUCAUUUAGCUUUUAGGAAUCAUCCUCGGAGACCCAGGGGCAGAUAAAGGGGAGGAGGGAAAGUCUAAACGGGCGGAAAAAUAUAUAUGGAACGAAGAAAAGUAAAGAACGGCGAGAAGAGCCCCUGGGGACAAUGUCUUACCAGACCAGUUCCAAACGGUCGCCGCCGUUCUGGCUUCUGAUUGGUGCCAGAAAAACACAAGUUUUCUGGCACCAAUCAGAAGCCAGAACGGCUUCUUUUCUUCGUGCCACAUUUUUCCGCCCGUUUAGACUUUCCCUCGCUCCCACUAUCUGCCCCUGGGUCUCCGAGGGUGUUUAGGAAUUAGCCGAAAAGCACUGUGUGGAUUUCAUUGUCGUUCAAAAAUUUUUAAAAGUGUAGUAAACUUCAUACUCAUGAUGUGGUUUUCCAGAACAUCCAUGAUUACUUAGCAUUCGAAACAUCAAUCAAACCAGGUAUGCUUUGUUUUUGUGCGUCACAGACCUGGUCUCAUCUGAUUUGUGGUCGCAGAUUACAAAUGCUUUGGACCGAUAUUUAUUGGAAUCGUGUUUGUGCGAAGGUUUAUAAGAUCAGAGUCUUCUAAGUAUAAUUGGAGAUGGAGCAGUGGAGACUAGGGAAGGCCAAUUUAUUGAGAAUGACGGCGUGCGGAUCUGACUGGAAAAAAUGGACUGUUUGUUGGAGAUAACAUCAACAUAAAUCAGAACAUCGGUACUCGACACUAGCUAAAGCCGCCAUGGACAAGCGAUUUGUCAGCUUUUUGAAAUGAAAAGAUUCUUUUUGUUUAUUGGAAGUUUAGCGGCAUGUAUUGUAGAGAACGUUUCGACACAGGCUGAAGAGCAGCCGCUCUGCAAAAUUUAUACCAGGCGGAGUGAAUUGUUCCGGACAAAUCAUUUUUUGACGUGUUGACAAGGUUUCAGACGAGAUAAAGCCACACAAUAAAAAACAAGAAAUUCCGCAGCAAUCACUCAUAGUUUUAACUUUCUUUUAUCGUAAAUCUUUUUUAUUACAGUUCUUGCAAUCGCCUGCAACGUGUUCUAUUAGAGAACAAAGUAAUUUUACAAAAAGUCUGGUAAUCCAGGGGUAAUCUGUUCGUUAUGUUUCUAUUUUGACGAGCUGUCAAUUUACAAAUGAACCGAACCGUGAAAUAUCAAGGGGCGUUUUCCAGAAUCGUGGGGUUUGUGGGCAAGCGUUUUCCUCUUCUCCCCUCCCCCUCCCCCUUCAACCUUUUUUUUGCUUCUGCUCUAACUUUCGCGUAAAAACUCGACUGGAAACGCUUGCUACGCAGGCUACGACAUUUUUGAACUGUCUUGAAGGCUUUCCCUUACGCAUUUGAGAUCGCCUGUUAUGAAUAAAAGGGAGAUUUGAGCCCUAUAAUGCUUCAGGAAAUAUUUUACGACAGUUUGAAAAUUUCCAAAUUUUCAGGAGUUUAUAUGGAAAACCACUCAAACGUGACUGGGUUGGAAGAGUUGUUUUUCCCUUCUAAUUUUCGGCGGCCGUUACGAUCGCUACUUUUGAGAUAUAUGGCUGGAAAUUGACAGGUUACCUAAUCUUAAUAUGCUCUUUCAGUUCUUGCUAACAAUUUUUGAAAAAGCGAACUGUCUUCGUGCAUACAGAAAGUUGACCACGAUCAACUAAUGCAAAAGGCCUAUUAACCCUGAAAAGUCCCAAUAGUGACCAACAUCAAUUUUCUCCUAACGAUAUCCAUACAAUUUCAGGAGAUCAGGUUAUGAGAAUUAAUAAAAUGAUCGCCUGAGAGAAAAUGCUUUGAUCUUUUAUCAGAUUCUCUCAACUCAUUCCUUAAGAAAAUGUAUAGAGAUCAGUUUGGAGAAUUAAUACGUGUAUAUUGGGGCUUAAAGGGUUAAACCAGUUGUUUUAGGUCAGCUUAUUUAAGCUUAUAUUUAUCGCAUUUUUACCUUAGAAAGACCAUAAAAACUAACUAAUGAAAAAUCUUUAACUUUGCACAUGACUGCUAAACAAAAUCCCAACGUCUUAGCAACUUUCGCAGCAAUUUUAGUCGCCAUUUUUUUUGCUAUGGCGACCAAAAUGGUCACAGCUGGGAUCGCUGUUGUUUAGUGAUGUUUAACGUCAUGUUUUGAAAUGUGUGCUCUCUACUGUAGUCUGUUCUGUAGUCAUUAUACUGUGCAGUGACAUGGAUACUACUACUUUAUGAACUAGAUGGCUGAACUUUGAGAAGGUCAUCAACGCUUUACUUUCCAAGCCAGUUUAUUACCUGAGUAUAACGAAGCUACGGACCCAUGCCAAGGAGAAGUGCUUCAUCGAUGACCAUGAAGAGUUUACCACCAUGGUGAAUUUCUAUCAUGACCUGGGGAUAAUUAUCAAGCACCGUCGCACAGUUAUCUUGAGUGCCAAGUGGCUGAUAGACUUGUUCGGGCAGCUGAUCACUAUUCCAGAUUUUGAGAAAAUUGUAAGAUAUACAUUAUAAACUUGUUUUUAAACUAUGGCAAUGGUUGCAGAAGUAUUUCCGGUCGUCGCUUCUCUCCAUAUUCUAGCUGCAGAGAAGCGACGACCAAAAAUACGCCUUAAUUUGUAGGCUAUAUCUAUUGGUACAUAUGUGACCGCUGAAAUCAUGGGUUCAACAAAAUCCCAUUCAUAAUGAGGACGUACGUGUCAUCUGAACAAUAGUAACAAUCUACCUUUAAAGGUGUGCAAUGGAAGUAAGUAAUGGUAACUGUGAAAUCAAUAAAGAUUGUCUCCCCAAUGCUUCCCCUGUCACACCCGUCUUUAUACCGCAUCACUUGGUGCCCAUAAGAGCUGCUCAUAAGCAAUUUACCUUUAAUUGUCGUGAUAUGUAGUCUUAAAGGAACGUCUCAAAACAAAACAGAGUGGAAAGAUACAUACACGUCUGCUGAAACCAGCAACUCUUUAUGUCGACCAAUCAGAACGCACUUUGAAAUUUGGCCCGUAAGAAGUUUCCGCUGAGUAAACCAAAUGGAGGAUGGUGACAUUUACGUGGCGCUUUAACGAGCAUUCUAAAGAUUUAAAAUCUGAGGUCUGCUUGGAAGGCUAUGAUCUUUUUUCGCCCCCGGAAAGAUUUAUUAAGUUAUGCUUUCUAGGCAGUCUUUCGUAACUUCAUUUUUAUAUGCGUCCUCUCACAAAUCCGCAAAUUGCAAGAAGAAACUUUUUUCUCGAAUGCUUAUUUAAAAUGUUUUAAAAAUACAGUCUAGCCUCUCCUUACGGACACCUCUCCAUUAUGGACAGUUCGUUUGGUCCCAGAAAUGCCAAAAAUCUUACAUUCCCUGCCACUAUAAUCUGGACACCUCUGUAAAGCGGACACUUGGUUCUGUCCCUUUGGUGUCCGUAUUAAAGAGGUUUGAACGUAACUUGUUUCUUUUAGUAGACUUACUAAUAAAUAAUUAGUGUAAUAAUUUAGUAGUGUAAAAUGGUCCUACAAGAAAGUUAUUUUGAAAAGUUUUGUGAUCAUUCCUCGUGUUCUUCCGUCUUAGGUCCCUAAGUUUGCAAAGCUCUGGAAGGAAGUCGAAAAAAGCGGUGUUCUCAGCAUGGAACUGCUUGAUCAUGUGUUUUCCAAAUUUCUUCUGAAGGGCGUCGCCAGGAAAGACAUUCUGGAUUUGAUGGAACAAUUUGCUUUGAUUGCUAAAUUUUCAUCUUCAAAGACAGGAGAAAAAUACUUUGUUCCAUCUCAACUCAAAGCGUCACCUGAUUCUCUCUGUUCCAUGACACCCACAACCCUCGACCCUUGUCCCCUGUUUGUUUACUUCGUCAGCGGUUCUGUUCCCCAUGGUCUGUUCACUCGGCUUGUUUCUCGAUCUGUCCGUUGGUGUUCUGAUGCUGGUCCAACUCAGCCCCCUACCCUGUACCAAAAUGGAGCGUGGUUUGUUAUUGGGAAGCAAACUGUCCAUGAUUUUGUUCUUAUUUGUAAGAAGCAGUUUAUUAAGUUUUUUAUCAAGCGAAGAAACCAACCUCAGCAGAUCUCAGUAGAUGACACAAGUGAGGUGGCGGUGCAGGUUCGUGAGUUUGUGGAGGCAACAUUGCAAGCUUUGUCACGUGAUCUCUAUAAAGGUGGAUUGCAGUAUCAUAUUCGGGUCGCCUGUCCGUAUUGUCUGCGGGAACAGUGUCCAAGACAUAAUCAGAUUGCAUGUUCUCAUGAAGAUUGUCUUCACCUCCUUGAAGUGAGACAUGGCGAUCCUCUGAUUUGCAAGGAGAAACCUGUAGAGGAGGUGCUCACAGUUACGGGACACCAAAAGUGGUUUUCACAGAUAUCAACAAAGGUAGGUAGCGGUGACAUGUGAUCUCUAGCAGUGCUGUUAGGAUAUAUCAAGCGAAUACACAUACUACUAAAACUUAUGUCCUUAAAAGGUAGCCAUAUAUUUAAACUAAAAAGGCUUCAACAAAAUCUAUGCAUGCGCUUUGUUAGGUUAUAGUAUGAUGUACAACGUAUGCCUUCAUUUAUCCUACCACGAGCUUCUCUUCAGUGUAAGAGAAGGCUUUGUUGCUGUCAACUUAGCGAACAUUGGUACUUAAUAUCAAGUAAGUUGAUAAGGUCAAUUGGCUACCAUGUAUUACUAAUUGUUAUUGACCUUUAGACAUAGCAGUCGGCAUAUAACUUUUUCUCAAGUCUUUUUGAAUGUGCUGUUUUGCUUUGCUGUUGAGCAAUAAGUUUAUAGCAUCUAACGUGUUAACAUGUUUUGCAAACUUUCAUUCAAAAAGGUAGAACUCCCCAGAGGUAAAAAUUUUUAUUUUAAAGUGUGCGGUUUUGGUUGCUAUACAGGAAGCAUGUACUCCAUCAUCAUCACCUGAUACUGCACAAGCUCGUCCAGAUUGUCUGCUACUGAAAGUUACCCUUCUCGCGAAUGAGUGGAGGUCGUCCAAGGGUGGCUUGUCAACAAUAAACAGAACUCUUGCCAUACAUUUGGCAAAAGACGCAAACGUAGAAGUGACCAUUCUUGUACCUGAAUUUGAGUGUGGCGAAGAGGACAAGAGAGCUGCCAAAAGUCACAACAUUUCCAUCCGGGAAGCAGAGCGCCUUCCUGCCUACAAUGAUCCUCUUGAUUGGUUGAGUUUUCCACCAGAAGACCUUGACAUUCAGGUUGUGAUCGGCCAUGGAGCAAAGCUUGGUAGACAAGCACAGAUUAUAAGAAAGUCUCAUCGCUGUAAGUGGGUGCAGGUUGUUCACACUGAGCCUGAAGAGCUGGCGAUGCAUAAGAACUAUCCAAGCGCCAUUGCCAAGGGAGAAGGGAAGAAUAGAGCUGAAGUUGAACUUUGUCAAAUUGCAGAUCUCAUCAUAGCCGUUGGAUCCAAGUUGAAAGACGCGAUCUCGUCCCAGUUGCGUUCAUCUCGUCGAGAAAUCUUUCAAUUAACACCAGGUUCCUUCACAGAGUUUUCAGAUGUUGAACAUUCUAAACAAGAGAAUGUAAAUUUCAAAGUGUUAACCUUCGGUCGCGGUGAUUUUGAAGACUUUAGUCUUAAAGGAUACGACAUUGCCUCUCAAUCCAUAGUUGAAUUGAAGGACAGUUCCUAUAGUCUUGUUUUCGUUGGUGCAUCCGAUGGAAGGCAGGAUGACGUCGCAGAAAUCUUACUCCAGACUGGCAUUUCAAAGAACCAGCUGAUUGUGAGAUCAUUUGUGAAAGACAAACAUAGACUGAGAGAAUUGUUUUUUGAAGUCGAUCUGGCCAUUUUGCCAUCAAGAACUGAGGGGUUUGGUUUAACAGCAUUGGAAGCCAUGUCAGCUGGUCUUCCCAUUUUGGUAAGUGGAAACUCUGGAUUUGGUAAAGCACUGCGUUGUCUUCCAAUGGGCGAGGCAUAUGUGAUCGACUCUGAUGACCCGAAGGAAUGGGCAAAGGCAAUUGCAGCCAUCCGUCAAAAAUCAAGGACACAGCGGCUUGAAGAAAUCCAAAGACUGCGAAGAAGUUAUGAUGAAAGAUUCUCUUGGGACAGACAGUGCCAGGCCCUUGUUGACAGGAUGUGGAAGAUGGUCUAUGGUAAGAAAUCAAAUUUACCGAUAGAAAAGUAACGAUAAUAAUAAUAAUUAGUACUUGAUGAUUUUCAAAUGCGUAUCUUUUCAGGAUUAUCCUCCAUUUGACCUUCAGGAUUCAUCGUUGUAUGUCCAUUGCUUCUGCAAUAGCGAAUGCAUAAAUACAUGUUGACUAUAUCAUGUUUCUUGGUCCAUGUGCAUCCCUGCAGAAAUAUUGGCGUUAACCUUUUUAACCUUAAUGGUGGCAUUCACAUUCUCCACACUGUUCUUCAUACAUUUCUUGUGUUACUGAUGAGGAGAAUUUGUUUAACAAUCAAGAUCUUUUUUUCCGGCUGAUCAAUUCCAUUUUUUAAAACUUUUAUGUAUAAUUUUAUAACAUAUUGGCUACAAUUGAAAGAGUUAACGAUAAAUUCAAAUUUUAAAUCUAUAAGAUUGCGAUACAUCAAAGUCAUCUGAUUUCUAUUCAUAUCCAGCAGAAAUGGUGGGUCGUCACAAAAUGAAGGUUGGAAUCGUUCAUUUUUUUAAGAGUGACAUAUAUUUUUGUAAAUCAUCGUUUUUUUUAACUUUACAGAUCUUGAAAAAACCAAAGAAGUUGACGUUCCACAGAACGACUGUGAAAAAGAUGCUGUAACAGGACCGAUAGCAGGUAAUUUCAUUGUUUGCUUUGUCAAUUAAACCAAAGACAAUUUAUUUUUGCAGUAGAGUGAGGUUAUUUUCUUCUGUUGAACCAGGAUACUUUCGAUUUUUCGGGUGCUUUUAGCUUUUCAAUGCUUAGUGUAGCAUCUCCAAGUAAACUGAGGUAAAAUAACUGUUUCCCUCUCCCGCUUUCAGGCCAAACCAUUUAAAUUUACUGCUAAUUUUAAAUUUUUACAGUUUGUGCACUGUAAUUUUCAGGGAGUUAUAAUAACUCCUCUAGUGGGGCUAAUUUAACUCCUUACAGUGGAGUUGUUUUUCGUGGAGCUAUUUUAACUCCAAAAAGGAGUUUAAAGAACUCUUUUCAGGAGUAAAAGUGACCCCAGAUAUUGAGGAGUUAAAAUAACCCCAAAAAAGGAGUUAUCCUGUACCUAAAAUUUUUACUCCACUUUCAGAGUUAAAUUAACUCCAAAAAGAGUAAAAACAACUCCUGUAAGGAGUACAAGUAACCCCAUUUCGGAGUAAUUUUAACUCCAAGACUGGGAGUAAAAAGAACUCUUUUUCAGGAGUAAAAAUGACCCCAAAUUCGGAGUUAAAUUAGGAGUUAAAAUAACCCCAAAAAAGGGGUUAUCCUGUACCUAAAAUUUUUACUCCAUUUUUGGAGUUAUAAUAACUCCCUAAAAAUUACGGUGUGAAAAAAGCCGAGAAGAUGACGUUCCAAAGAAUGACUUUGAGAAAGAUGCUGCAACAGGACCGAUGACAGGUGAUGUCAUUGCUUGCUUUGCGAAUUAAGCCAAAGCCAAAAUUAGUUUUGCGGUAGAGUGAGGUUACUUUUUCCUUUUAAAACCACAGUAAUUUUUCUGAAAUUGUCGACUGUUUUAAGCUUCAGAUCAGUGCACUGUGCUGCACCUGUUUAUGGAACUCGCUGCCAUUAACUGUAAGAACAAGUAGCAGCCUCGCCAUUUUUAAAAAGCAUCUUAAAACAUUUCUUUUUCAGGAAGCUCAUAAUUUACUAGAACAACUUUGAAGUUUAAUGCUUUGAAUAUCUUAAUUUCAAUUUUGUAUAGAAUUUUAGACUUUUAUUUUUUAGAUUUUCGCAUAGCAUGGAAUUUUUUAUUAUUAUUAUUAUUAUUGUUAUUAUUAGCUUUUCAGGAACUUUUUUAAUUCUAACUUAAUGUUAAGCACUUUUGAAUAUUUUAUAGUUCUAGCGCAAUACAAAUUCUUUAUCAUUAUCAUUAUCACCAUCUCCUAUUAAACUGGUGUGAAAUAACCUCUAUCUUAUUUUGACUUUUUCAUCUUCCGCUUACAGGUGAACCCAUUUUCCUUGCACUUCAACAAAUCUUGUUGGAAGCACGCAUAGAUUCCAGCAAAACUAAGCUGUCGCAGACUUUAAAGACCACUGCGUUGGAAAAAGGUUUUGCGAUUUCUGACAAUCAAGGAGAGGGAAACUGCAUGUUUUUUGCACUAUCAGAGCAGCUUGUCCUCAUCAAAGGAAUUCAAAUCUCCCAUGAUGAGUUACGCCGAACUAUUGUUCAACACCUUCGGGAAAACCCUAAGCUGGUAAGUGGCUUACUCUUUACACAUUUACAGUAUACGCGCAUAGCCGUCGCAUUUCGCUACAUUUUUAAAUUUUUUAAAGUUAAGAACAAUAAGGCCCUGUCCACACGUAUCCGAAAUACGUGUCCACACGAAGCGUAUUUGAAUCUUUUUCGCCCGUCCACAUAAAAAUGCUAAAAUGACUGAAAUACGAUAGCAUCCCUUUACAGAGCAUGCGCAAUGUUGUGUUCUAAAUCCUCUGUAUUCGUCCAUUCACACGUCGUUUUCCAAAAUCUCUACACUUGGGACCUUUUAUGAAAACCUGCGUUUUUGGUGCCCGAAAAUGCCGAUCACGUGUGGACAGAAGGCUAAAAUGGACAAAUAAAUCUCAGAUAUAAAAAGUAUAUCCGGAUACGUGUUCACGGGGUCUUAAAUUCCUGCGGUUAAAUGCGAUAGCUGUGCGGGUAUGCUGCAAAUGAAUGCACCCUUUAUGAGCAAAACAACAGCUCUACACGAGCAUCACGCUUGUUUGUACUUGCUUCUUCGUCCACUGCACGACUACAAAGCAAAACUUCCUAAGGCGACGUUUUGUGGAGGGUACCGAACACCCGACGGUGAAUUAUUGUUUUCGGGCUUGGAUACAGUCAUUAAAAGCUCAAAUAUAAGAAAAUCCGUCGACUUAUGUUAAAUUAAGCAAGGCUAAAUAAGCGCGAUAAAGUUUGAGAGAACGCACAUUCUUUUCCCAAGUUACUUUUUGUGUCGGAGGCAUAAAUGGAUACGGAGAAAUUUUUUAUCUGUUUUUGUCGGCUCGAUCGUCAUGCUCAUGUCCUAUUUUAUUUUUUAACUGUAUGGUAUGUUGCUAAACGUGAAAUGUCGACCAACACCAGUUUUGCGUGAACAGGAUAUGACUACAUACUGGUUUAAAAGUCGCAAUUUUCAAACUCACAUUAUUUCUACAGUAAACAUCCCUUCCUCCUCCCCUCUCUCUCUCUUACACGUGUAACGGACACCUCCCUACAACUUCCUAAACCUACUCCAGCUCCCUAAAAGUGUUGGUCCUUGUUUUUUGACAUUUUUAAGGAGAGUAGUAUAGGUCACACAGGUUAGACCGCUUUUUGUAGUCGAAUCCUAUUACUGUGAUGACAUGACAUCUUUAUCUCAGCAAUAUAUAAAAUGCGGUGGAAUCUCUUCAAGAUAACGUCACGAGCUAUUUUUAUGUAGUAUUUAGUAUAUCCAAUUAUUCUUAUAUCGAUAAUGUAACUUGUUGGGAUCUUGUCCUUAUUUUGUGAGAAUGAUGUCGUAGAUCAUUCUAAAUUAUGUGCGUCAUGUUUUAAUUUGGUCAUGAAGACACCUCUGAACCAUGACGCCUUCAUUGUCCAUUGCAGACAACUUAAUCUGUGUUCACACUAUACCGUAUAGUUUUUUGGCGGGCACGAGAAUCAUACCGGAUGGGGUUUCAGUUCACACACAAGAACGGUGAUUUCGGCGCGAUUUCUGUUAAACGGAGAGAAGCUGUGCCGCGCCGAUCUCUUAAGUGGAGAGUCACAUAUCGGAUAGAUGUUCACACUAUACUGGAUGGCUUUUCGUGUCGUCACCAAAGCUUAUCUGGUAUAGUAUGAUCAUAGCUUUAUUGUUCUGGUUCCGGUUCACUGAUGCUUGGUGCGCAAAGGAGAUAAAGACGUCAUCGACGUUUAUAUAUUUCACUUUAAGAAAGACGUCUGGCUCGUCCUAUACUACUAAGGUGAAGAAAUCUCUCCUUUAAUACUUGAAUAGGGAUACUCCUAAAACAGUUUACACUAUACUAGUGCUGAUACCAGCGGGGUCAGCCUUAGAGAGAACAGACAGCGCGGCUGUCUAAAUAAAAUACCUUCUACAAAAGCACUCUACCUUUUUCUCUAUUAACUACAGUAUUUUCUUUCUUUCUUACAGCCGGAUGGGACAGAACUGUUUCAUUUUGUUGAUGGAUAUCCAUCUUGGGAUGCCUACCUCACAAGUAUGAUGGCAGAUGGUACAUGGGGUGACCAGGUGAUUCUACACGGCGCGGCAAACUGUUUUCAAACGUGCAUCCACGUGAUCAGCAGUCUGCGGCAUCGCCAUGACGUAAUGAUCUGCCCAGAGUAUGAUGUUGCUGGUCGCAACCGGCUUGUGCUGGGUCACCUGCACGAGCUUCACUAUGUUAGCCUUAUUCCACAUAAAGGAGGUAAAGAUGUCUGA
Porites lobata is the source of this 14629-nucleotide messenger RNA. NCBI's taxonomy places the organism in Eukaryota, Metazoa, Cnidaria, Anthozoa, Scleractinia, Poritidae. The record is from the annotation of a GenBank genome assembly.